Prunus armeniaca (apricot) is the source of this 522-nucleotide messenger RNA. Lineage: Eukaryota; Viridiplantae; Streptophyta; Magnoliopsida; Rosales; Rosaceae. The record is from the annotation of a GenBank genome assembly.
AUGGAGACUCAAAAGUAUCCUGUUGUCCCUGGGCAUGAGAUUGCAGGCAUUGUAAAAGAGGUGGGUUCCAAUGUUCAGCGCUUCAAAGUUGGUGACCAUAUGGGAGUGGGAACUCAUGUCAACUCAUGCAGAGAUUGUGAGUACUGCAACGACAGAUUUAAUGGUGUUGGUGUUGAUGGUACAAUCGCAAAAGGAGGAUACUCCAGUCAUAUAGUUGUCCAUGAAGGAAAACUAUCCAUUGGCUUCGGCAGCUCCUCUACUUUGUGCUGGAAUUACUGUUUAUGCUUCGAUGGUACGCCACAAGAUGAACCAACAUGCACUAGCAUAUCCAAGAAAGAGGAAGCUUUAAGUCAGCUGGGUGCAGAUAACUUUGUGGUCUCAUCUGACAGAAAUCAGAUGAAGGCCCUGGUGAAGUCAGUAGACUUUAUAAUUGAUAUAGCAUCUGGUGAUCACCCUUUUGAUCCAUACGCAGAACUAUUGAAACUGGUGGAGUUCUGGUCUUAUGGUGGGAUUCCCCAGUGA